AUGCCUCCUCGAGAAGCGCCGACGAGCCGCCCACGAGGCGAGAGGCCAGAGUUCGCUUCCGGAGGAUCUUCCUCUGCGACGGGAGUCGCUCCGCGGCGUUCCUUUGUUCCAGGAAUGAUUUUAACCAAGCAGCUGCUCAUCCCUGUCAAGUCGACUUCUCCCUCGUACGCUGCAGGCAGUGCUGCGCGAGACAAAAACACAGCGACGCCCGCUCGACCUCCCUCCACCUCGCGCUCGAGUCUCUCUGCAUCUUCUUCCUCUUCCUCUUCUGCGUCGUCUUCUACCUCUUCGUCGUCUUCUGCUCUCUCUUCUUCUUCGUCUUCUGCUUUUUCUUCUUCGUCUCCCUCUCAGCACCGGGGCCAGCAGCCUUCGUCCGUUCUCUCAUCCGUUUCUGCGGGUGCGGCGUCUUCUGCGCGACCGGGAGAAGAUGGCCGCGCGUCUCGCGGGGUGUGCAGCCGAGGAGACUCUCGCGGCGGAGACAAGCUAGGAGUCUCGAACCAGGCGCCUUCACGGAACUCGCCAGCUGGCCUCGGAGCAGACGCGGCGUCUGGCGGCCGGCGGGGGGAGAGAGAGCCUAGGGCGCCACAGAUCUUUCGCGGAGGCAGAGAAGCGAGAGAGCAGAAGCCGUCGAACUUAAGCCGCGGUCGAGACAUACCGGCGACGUCGGCGGAGCGCGGAGGAGACGGCGCGUCGGACCGAGGAGGCUGCCCGAAGCAAGAGGAAGCCAGAGGGAGCGAGACACGAGACAGAGGAGACACUGGAGAGAACGACGCGAAGGGAGGGAAGCCGAGUGAAGACACAACCUCCGAGAAUGUGCAAGCGACGACCCAAGCCUACAAGGCCAAGACGAAGACCAAGGUCGUCGUACGGCUGCUCCCGCCCUCCGCGCGCGAGGAAGAUCUCCUCGAACUCGUCGCGGCACCCCUCCAGGGGAAAAUGUCGUGGACGCGCUUCGUCCCUGGCCGCCAACAGAAAUCGGAUGUCCCCAGUCGGAACAGCACCUGGUACGUCAACUUUUCAACUGAAGAGGACGCGGACGACUUCAUCAAGAGUUUCCACGGAAAGGUGUUUGUCGAUGAACGCCACAAUACUUUCAAGGCCGUGGCGCGCCUCGCGCCCUACCAGAAGGUUCCGCGAAAAACAGGGCCUGACCGUCGUGAAGGGAGCCUUGCAAAGGAUCCACUCUACGUCAACUUCUUGCAAGCUCUCAAAGACGGCACAGCGUUUGAAUCGCACGCGGCUCCACCGGGCUCGGAGGAACUCGAGACUGUCGUCGAUGACGAUGGGGUGACACUCUCUUCCCUCGUUCUCGCGCUGAGAGAAAAGUACGGUGUCAAAACCUUCGUGAAAGGGUGUCCGUACACUCUGGCCAUGUGGCGUCGUACCUUCGCUGUGAGCGGUUCGGAGGAGGAAGACCUCGAGGCUUCUGGUGACCGCAACGAGGUCGAGAGGAGAGACGAAAAGAGCGCCGUCCGCCGCCGCGGAAAAGGAUCAGCGAAAACGGCUCGAGAAACCCAGCGCACGCCCGCUGCUGCGUCGAGUGUACAGACUGCCUCAGGGCCUCCAGGAGCCUCUGGAGCGAGGAGCCUCCGGCCUGGACCCUCGCCGUCUUCAACGCAGUCGAACUCUUCUGAUACCUCUCGCUCCACUGCCCACCAAGGAACAACGGGCAGUGAAGCUCGAGGAGUCUGGCGCGCUCUGCUGGGAAUUCAGAAGAGACCCACCACAGCCGGUGGCUCCGCGAAACCUGCGAACGAGCCACAAGCAAAGGCGUCUAUCUCGUGA
This is a messenger RNA of Toxoplasma gondii ME49, 1785 nucleotides long. RefSeq names its product Smg-4/UPF3 family protein. Lineage: Eukaryota; Apicomplexa; Conoidasida; Eucoccidiorida; Sarcocystidae. The record is from RefSeq and is a predicted model, not a curated record. Gene Ontology annotation, molecular function: mRNA binding. Gene Ontology annotation, biological process: nuclear-transcribed mRNA catabolic process, nonsense-mediated decay; positive regulation of translation. The coding region runs from base 1 to 1785 and encodes 594 amino acids. Gene Ontology annotation, cellular component: cytoplasm; nucleolus. The transcript is spliced from 9 exons.